CAUGUGGGAUAUCCUGGGGUGAACCUACCUGACACCGUUCUGACAAUUGGAGAUAGCGUGGUUCAGCUUCCAGAAGACGAUCGUAAUCUUUUGCUCACCGGGAGGCCAUGGCAAUUUCUCGAGCCAGGGCCAGAUGAGAAUGACCUUGCCGAAGAAAUCGACUCAAUCGAAAUCACCGUGGCAGAGCUCAGCGAUGUCAGCGAACGGGUAACCCAAGGUUAGGCUCACAAACCAAGUGCUUUGGCCUCUGCUAAUUCAGCAGUUCCUGUAGCUGCUCGGGAAAUAGACACCCUGAAAGAAGAGUUAUUGCGUCGCCAAAAUCGGCUUGUCCUCCUUCAAAGCCAGCAACAUAGCCCUAGCGACCCGAUGAAUCCGUUCUCAACCAACCUGACGAUAGGAACAGCAAUAGAGUCAACAGGUCGGCAGGAUGCGACGAAACAGUCAAAGAAUGUGGAGCUUGCCAAUAACUCAUCGAGUCAACAUGCUCGGUCCUGUUCUGACACCUAUGAAUCCCCUCAGAACACGGCGAGGCGGUUGAAGGUCAUAGAUCUCAUGAAUAUCUCCUCUAGCCAGCGCGCUCAGUCCACCCCAUAUGUCACUGCAUCACCAAAGGCGGCAGUACCGUCCGAGGACUUGGAGCCUGUGGAUAACCUGUCUCGUCAGCAAAGUCAAUGCCCAACAGGGCCGUCCACACCACCUGUCAGCCAUGCGCGAUCUUCCGCUUGUACGCCGAAUACUGAUGCUAUGUAUUCGCCUAAUGAGACGGAAGAGCAAGUACCCGAUCUCAUAUAUUCACCGUAUUCACCCACUGCGGUGGAAGAGAAUGUAUCCGAUCUCAUAUAUUCACCGUAUUCACCAACCGCGAUGAAAGUGCAAGCACCCGAUGCCAUGGAUUCGCCCACUAUGACGGAAGAGCAAGCGCCCCCAAGCUCGACAGCGUCGUACUAUACAGUUGGCGAAACAAGCGGACUCGGACAGCCGAACCUUGAGGUUCAGGAGCAGGCGCCACCACAAUCCGAGGACACUGGAGCCUGCAAUCACCCUACCUCUUUCCUACACACUCUAUGACGUAUCAUAGACGAUCCCAAAAACUCACAUCUCAUAAGAUGGUCCCACAAGGGGGAAUUCCUUCAUCAUUCCAGAUAGAAACGAAUUUGCUCGC
Messenger RNA from Aspergillus homomorphus CBS 101889, 1162 nucleotides. RefSeq lists its product as uncharacterized. The transcript is spliced from 2 exons. The record is from RefSeq and is a predicted model, not a curated record. Lineage: Eukaryota; Fungi; Ascomycota; Eurotiomycetes; Eurotiales; Aspergillaceae. Bases 367 to 1068 code for a protein of 233 amino acids.